This is a messenger RNA of Exophiala mesophila, 3136 nucleotides long. RefSeq lists its product as hypothetical. The transcript has 8 exons. NCBI's taxonomy places the organism in Eukaryota, Fungi, Ascomycota, Eurotiomycetes, Chaetothyriales, Herpotrichiellaceae. Bases 254 to 1714 code for a protein of 486 amino acids. Gene Ontology annotation, molecular function: myo-inositol:proton symporter activity. Gene Ontology annotation, cellular component: membrane. The record is from RefSeq and is a predicted model, not a curated record. Gene Ontology annotation, biological process: transmembrane transport.
UCUACUAUAUCCCCUGAGAGGUCCACACUCUAGUCCCGUCCUUUCGCCUUCAGAAAUGGACAUGCGGGACGUGUCCCAUCGGCCUCUUCAAACUUCAAACAUGUCACGCACGGGCCAGAGUUCCCCGCCUUCACUGGAAUCGGCUGACAAUUCAGCGAUAAAACCAAUCCCACCCUGCGCAAUACUCUCCAUCUACAUCCAAUCUCUCUAACUUACCAGCGAGAGCAUAAUAAAUUUGCGAUUCCACUCAAAAAUGGAGUCUCGUGACACUGAGGUCCAGCAGCAACCACGAGUGAGUAGCGACGAUGAGAAGCAUGUUGGUCAGGUUCCUGGUACAGAUCACGUUGACCUCCAAGAUAGUGCAACUGCAAAGAUCAAGAAUCCCCUGGCCCAUCUGUCAAACGAGCAGGUGAUCAAGGAUGUGGAAGAGUUUGCCAAAGAAAACGGCUUCCAAGAUCUGACAGGCCUUCUGGUCAGGGGUGCUUUGGUCGCAAAAGACCCCCCAGCUUUUGAAUCAGUUCCCGACCUGACCGAACCCGAAAAGGAGGCCAUCCGCAAUGAAGUUUUGCAUAAAUGGCGUCAGCCCAAAUCUUUGUACUUUACCAUCAUCCUGUGUUCAAUUGGUGCUGCAGUGCAGGGCUGGGAUCAAACCGGUUCCAACGGCGCCAACUUGUCCUUUCCUGACGCUCUGGGAAUCCCCGUCUCUUCAACUGUCGAUGGCCAACCCAAUCCUGAAGCCGCACGAAAUCAAUGGUAUCAAGGCCUGAUCAAUGCCGGCCCAUACAUCGCCUCUGCCUUUCUUGGAUGUUGGUGCUCAGACCCUCUGAACAAGUAUUUUGGACGACGAGGAACAAUCUUCGUCUCUGCAGUCUUCUGCUUCUUGGCACCUAUUGGUAGUGCUGUCGCUCAAACUUGGGAACAAUUACUUGUCACUCGUUUACUACUAGGUAUAGGGAUGGGCUGUAAAGGCUCCACUGUCCCCAUAUUCAGCGCCGAAAACGCACCAGCCUCUAUCCGUGGCGCUCUAGUCAUGAGCUGGCAAAUGUGGACGGCAUUUGGCAUCUUCCUGGGCACGUGUGCCAAUCUCGCUGUUAAAGAUACUGGUUCAAUCUCAUGGAGACUACAAUUUGGCUCUGCGCUUAUUCCAGCAUUGCCUCUGUUAAUUGGUGUAUACUUCUGUCCAGAAUCUCCUCGUUGGUACAUCAAAAAUGGCCAGUACCGAAAAGCAUUUCGCUCACUUAAAAGACUGCGCAACACAGAGCUACAAGCUGCUCGUGACACGUAUUAUAUCUUUGCACAGCUGAGAAUGGAGGCCUCUUUGGUCAGCAAGAAUAGUAAUUAUGUCUCCCGCUUCAUUCAGCUUUUCACCAUCCCUCGAGUUCGACGUGCUACUCUGGCGUCCUUCACUGUCAUGAUCGCUCAGCAGAUGUGCGGAAUCAAUAUCAUUGCAUUCUAUAGCUCAACGGUGUUUGAGCAAGCUGGUGCCUCUGUCACCGAAUCACUACUGGCCUCCUGGGGUUUCGGUCUCGUCAACUUUGUCUUUGCCUGGCCAGCCAUUUGGACCAUCGACACUUUUGGUCGUCGCUCUCUUCUGUUGUUCACGUUCCCACAGAUGGCAUGGACUCUCCUAGCUGCUGGACUCUGCUACUUGAUUCCUGAGAGUAACACUGCACACCUUGGUCUCGUUGCUCUGUUCAUUUAUCUUGUGGGUUGACCUAAGAAUUACAAGAGAAUCUACACUGACCCAGCCUAGUUUGCCGCCUUUUACUCUCCAGGAGAAGGCCCCGUUCCAUUCACAUACUCUGCUGAGGUUUUUCCUCUCUCUCACCGUGAAGUUGGCAUGGCAUGGGCAGUGGCAACGUGCUUGUUCUGGGCAGCAGUGCUCUCCAUCACCUUCCCACGGAUGCUGGAUGCAAUGACUCCAACGGGAGCAUUCGGGUUCUAUGCGGGCCUGAACAUCAUCGCUUUAAUCAUGAUCUUCCUUUUUCUACCCGAAACGAAACAAAGGACAUUAGAGGAACUCGACUACAUCUUUGCUAUUCCCACGAGGACAUUCAUGCGCCAUCAAGUGGGUACUGUCCUUCCAUGGUGGAUAAAGACCUAUAUCUUCCGACGAAAGCUUGGCCCGUGCCCUGCUCUAUGGUCGUUCGAAGGCCAUGUUGAUAACGACAAGGAGUUCGUCGAGACCAUUCGCCGCCAGAGCGAAGCUAUGGGCGGACGACGUCGCAGUAGCAUUGCAGACAAAAUCGUGAAUCGAUUUUAGGCCAAUGGAGCCAAGAAACCCGAUUCUGAGGUGGUCUUGGGACCCGGAAUAGGGUGGGUUUCCACUCGUUCUUGUUGGGGGUAUGGUCACAAGCCCGCGAUAAGAGGAGUCCAUGGCUGUUGAGCAGUCCUUCUGAUCUGGAAGACUGAUGUCAAAAGCCAGGACAUGUCCACUCUGCGACGUGUUGGCGGAAGUGUUGAUGGAAGUGUUGUAUGCUGACCUAUGGACAUUCGCUUGAGGAUUGGCAUAAUGCCUCAGGUUAAAGGACGAAACGUCAUUUAGCCACUAUCAGAGCAGCAAUGAUGGCCACGAUAAUUGUGAAGAACAGCUGCGUCUGCGUAGCAGGACCAGCACUAUUCUGCGUUUCAAAUCUCUUCAUAGUGGGCACUUGAUCGGGAACAGGGACUGGCUUUGGUGCCUCCAGUUGUGACACUUGGAGCUCCUGAUUUUCGCUGAUGCCUAGGCUGUAAUUGCCAGCAGAAAAGAGUACCUCGCUCUGUGAAUGGAAUUCUUCGGUGCCGAACUGGAUGGUUCCGAGGUAGAGGUCUGAAGGCAUAAAGUCAAACUGCCAAAGAUAGUGGAUCAAUGGCGAGUAAUCGCCAGAUGCAUGCGUGAGAUUGUGUUCAGGGAGCCAGGAGAAGACAGUUUGGCCUUGGGUGUUGUUACCAUGAAACAAAAAGCUGCACAACAACAGUGUCAGACAACUUGCUACCAUGCAUGAGUGCAUGAGAACAAGGGGGACCAUGAGGACUCACAAUCGGGUGCCGUUGACAAUGAAUUGAUCCUUGUCGGGCGUCGACGUGUCGAUUCCCACGGGGUAGACCCGGUAAGAGUAAGACAUCCAAAUCAUGAUUUCGUAUGCCGGGAGCUCGG